GUAUCUGUGCAACACCGGACGAUUGUAAAGCGACGGAAAAUAACCGAAGGGUGAAGUUGUUCAACCUACUCUCUGUUGCAUCUUAAAAAUGCGUGAUUAGCCGUUUUAAUUGAAGACGAUGUGGGUCGCUCGGCGGUUCCUGUCUGUGGUCGUUCAAAGAGGCAGGUACGGUCUGUUCCACCGCCCUCAGCACGGCUGCCUCCCCGAACUGGACCUGCGCUAUCUCCAGUGCACGUGUUGUUGGAGAAGCCGGGUUCCCGUGGCGAACUUCGAGACCCUAAACGCCACCCUGUCCUCCACCAAUGAGCCCUGCCAGGAUGACGCCGCCAAGCCCCUGGACGCCUGCUACAGCCCCGAGCAACGACACACCAUCCUCCAGCUCCUCAACAACGCCACCCCGUCAGAGCUGGCGAGUGUCAAGCUUCUGAGGGGCCGCAAGUCGGUCAACCUCGUGGAGUACCGGACUAAAAACGGACCCUUCAAAACGCUGGAGAGUGUGGUGAACGUGCCGCUGCUCAAACACAAAAGUGCUGUCGUAGUCUUCAACUCUAUCCUUAAUCCGGUUAAGAAGGAGAAGAAAGUGAGGAUCCAGCUGGCCAAGUUCAUCAGGCCAGAGAUUGACAGGACCUGGCUGGAGGAUGCCAAUUCCAUAGUGUCAAUAGUAUGUGGCACAAAUAAAAUCGCCUGGGCUCAUGUCGACCGUGGGAUGACAGUACUGGACUGGCAACAGCUGGAUUGUCCGAAUUUCCUCAGAGGAACGUACAUGGCUUCAUCGUACUUGAAUGAUAUCUCUGCAGUCGUGUCAGUCCUCCCUUCAGCAGACUUUUACAUAGUAGAGAAGUCCUCCAUCUCCAUCCAGAAUACGUCUCUCUUCCAUAUCAUGGCCCAUAUGAGGGCAGUAGAGGCCAUGUUGUUCGCUCUGCUGGAGCCCAAAAUCUCCCCAGAUUUGAAUAUUCCUCCCAGGGUUCUCAAUAUGAUGCGCAUCGCUGUAGGACGCCAUUUCGGACUGAUGGUCGGUGAGUGUCGGACUAGUGGGGCACAGACACUGCGUCAGCUGAUGAGUGAGUCGGUGACACAGAAGCUCCCCAGGGUAAACUUCACUCGAGAGAUGCUAAUCAAGUACAGGAACUCCUUCCAAAUGGGGAGCAGAGAAGAAGGAGAUGAACUGUGUGACUCCCUGCUUCAGGCUGUGGCUUUUUACGAGCUGCUCAGCGAAUCCGCUAGUUAAAGAUCCCAUCUCACAUCCAGAAAACGCACUACAUCUGCGAAAGUGGCAGACUGAGCCCAUGCAAACCUUUGAGUUUUACCAAAAACUGUUAUUGGUGGUUGUGGCUACAUGUCAAAUAUUGUGGAUAUUUAUGUUACAUGAAACAAAUUUUCUCAGGCAUAAUAGUUUUGGGUAUUUUUUUUAAAUUAAGACAAAAUUUGUUAGACAAUUUAUGAAAAUAAAUUUAUUUACAUUUCAUUGUUGCACUUACAUAUGAAUAAACAUAGCAGUUUAAAGUGA
This is a messenger RNA of Betta splendens (Siamese fighting fish), 1507 nucleotides long. RefSeq names its product transcription elongation factor, mitochondrial (gene tefm). Gene Ontology annotation, cellular component: mitochondrial nucleoid. The transcript is spliced from 5 exons. The record is from RefSeq and is a predicted model, not a curated record. Gene Ontology annotation, molecular function: nucleic acid binding; DNA polymerase processivity factor activity. NCBI's taxonomy places the organism in Eukaryota, Metazoa, Chordata, Actinopteri, Anabantiformes, Osphronemidae. Bases 119 to 1228 code for a protein of 369 amino acids. Gene Ontology annotation, biological process: transcription elongation by mitochondrial RNA polymerase; mitochondrial transcription.